AUGGCGUGGUUUUCCUUGGAUGCGCCGCGCCUGUCUCUCUUGGUGUCGACUUUGUCUUUUCUGCUGUCCUUGUGGUACUACACGAACAUGGUCCACCUGACUCAGCAGCUGCAGCAGGCGAACACGAUGAACGUCUUGUACGCAGACUACUCGUCGCCCAAGACGCUGGCGGCUCUGGAGCUGAUCGAAGACUUCAUCGAGCGCCACGGCAUCGAGAACUACCCUUUCGCCUUCCUCUCUCUCCGGAAGGAGGGCCGCGAGGAGGGCCGCAACGUCGACCGGUCGCGCCGACACCUUACUCAGUGGUUCUCCCGUGUGCAAUACUUCUACGAGGGUGGCUAUCUCCAGUUCGAUGCGCUGCGGAAGUUCCCGGGAGCUCAGCGGGCGAAACAUUUCCUCGACCUCGUCGAGCCGCUCGAGUUCGUCAGCCGAAAAACGACUGGCCGGAAACACGCGGGCGUCUUCGACUUCCUCCGCUCUCUCUACCACCUGAAGAAACAUACGCUGAGUCCUGAAUUCGUCGAACAAGUGAACAAGCUCCUCGAGGGAGACCGCGCAGGACGACGCAGCGCGAGGCCCGCGAACUCGCGCAAUCGAAAGGAGACAGAGAGCCCCGCAGGCGACGACGAUGGGCGCGCCGGCGGCCAGCGAGGACCUGAGAGGAGACAUGGUGCAGGUGAGGCCGACUCAGGCGAGGCCAGCAGCCUGGCCGCGACGGAAGCAGAGGGCGACGCUCUCCCCCACGAGAGACGAUUCAGCGCGUACCCCAUGGAGAGCGUCGGCGCGGAGGGAGAAGAAGAACUUGAAGACGAGUUCGAGGAAGGUGGAGAUGCAGACGCGGCGGCCAAUACAGAGAAGGAAGAGAGAGAGGAGAACCGCGGUGAAACGGAGAAGCAACAGGGAAGCGAGAGAAAAGCAGAGGACCAGGAGAACAAGGGGAGGAACAAGGAAGAAAAGAACGCACAGGCUUCCUUCGAGGUACAGAAAGCAGGGACAGACGAGAGAGAGGGAAGGAAAGAGGAUCGAAGAGACGAUCGAGGAGAAGAACUCUGA
Messenger RNA from Toxoplasma gondii ME49, 1053 nucleotides. RefSeq lists its product as hypothetical. The transcript has a single exon. Lineage: Eukaryota; Apicomplexa; Conoidasida; Eucoccidiorida; Sarcocystidae. The record is from RefSeq and is a predicted model, not a curated record. Bases 1 to 1053 code for a protein of 350 amino acids.